UUCUCUCUCUUUCUCUCUCUCUCUCUCUCUCUCUCUCUCUCUCUCUCUCUCUCUCUCUCUCUCUAACUCUUAACUCAGUCGCUUGUGAAAGCAAAGCAAUUCCACAACUCUCUCUCUCUCUCUCUCAUACAACUCGCUGCGACUCAGUCGCUCUCAGGGAAGAAGAAGAAGAAGGUGGAGGAGGAGGAGGAACUGCUGAAGAGAGAAGAAACUAGGGUUAGUUAGAGAGAGAGGUGGGGAGAGAACUUGGUUUACAUGUGAUAAUGGAAGGAAGUGAUCACGACCAACAUCACGACCAGUACCACCACCACCACCACCACCAACACCGGCGACACAACUUCCCCUUCCAAUUGCUCGAGAAGAAGGAAGACGAACAACCCUGCUCCACCGCCAACUAUCCCUCCCUCGCCAUGUCCUCCGACGACGCCCCCCCAAACCCUAACCGCUCGUCCUCCACCUCGAACAGCCUCCAGAUCGUCUCCGCCGAGGAUCAACAGCAGCAGCAGCAGCCGCUGGGGGUGCCAGCUGCCAAGAAGCCCCCGCCGAAGCGGACCUCGACCAAGGACCGACACACGAAGGUCGACGGCCGGGGGAGGCGCAUCCGCAUGCCAGCCCUCUGCGCCGCCAGGGUCUUCCAGCUCACCCGCGAGCUCGGCCACAAGUCCGACGGGGAGACCAUCGAGUGGCUCCUUCAGCAGGCAGAGCCCGCCGUGAUCGCCGCCACCGGUACGGGUACCAUCCCGGCCAACUUCACUUCCCUUAACAUCUCGCUCCGCAGCUCCGGGUCAAGCAUGUCGGUUCCGUCACAGCUCCGAUCGACUUACUUCAGCCCCAACUUCUCGCUCCCGCCUCAGCGCCGGGGCAACACCUCCUUGUUCCCCGGGAUCGGGCUGUCGCAUGAGCCGACGCCGACGCUGCUCAAUUUCCAGGGCUCCUCGAGCAAUUUGAGCUCGAUGCUGUUUCAGGCCAAGCAGGAGCUUCGAGAAGCUUCGAAUUUGGAGCUAUCAGAGAGCGCCGAUCACGAGGGCAUGAGCAAGAAGCGAAGGCCCGAUGAGCUUGAUCUGUCGACCAAUUCUCAGCCUCAGACUCAUCCUCAGUCGCACGUCGGGAGCUACCUGUUGCAGUCUAGCUCCGGAGUCCUGCCGGCGAGCCACGGGAAUCUCCCGGCGAACUUCUGGAUGGUAACGAACCCGAGCAACCAGGUCAUGAGCGGCGAUCCGGUGUGGACGUUCCCGGCCUCGGUCAGCAAUAACGCCGCCUUGUACCGAGGCACCAUGUCCAGCGGCCUGCAUUUCAUGAACUUCCCCGCACCCAUGGCCCUGUUACCAGGUCAGCAUUUGGGCUCGGCUGCCCACGGAGGCCGCGCCGCCGCCGCCACCGAGGGGCAAUUCAACAUGCUCAGCGGGCUAAGCCCAUACCGGCCCGUAUCGAGCGCCGGCGUGUCAGAAUCCCCGGCAAGCGGUUCUCAUUCGCACCACGGCGGCGCGGCGGCGGAGGCGGCAACGACGACCGGCAGCCACCAUUCCCAGAUCCCGGAGGCGAUUAGUUUGGUGGGGGGCUAGUUUGAUUGAUGUGUUGUACACACGUGAGGUUUUUUUGGGUUGUCGUUAAUUGGAUGAGCUUCUUCUUUUUUUUUUUUUUUU
This is a messenger RNA of Rhodamnia argentea, 1643 nucleotides long. RefSeq names its product transcription factor TCP14. Gene Ontology annotation, molecular function: DNA-binding transcription factor activity; sequence-specific DNA binding. Gene Ontology annotation, cellular component: nucleus. The record is from RefSeq and is a predicted model, not a curated record. Lineage: Eukaryota; Viridiplantae; Streptophyta; Magnoliopsida; Myrtales; Myrtaceae.